UCCGGAGCUCAGUGUUCUGGCGCCUGCCUCCGGUUCAGUUUCUCCGCUCUCGAAGAGCGAAACUGAGAAUCGAAACUGCGCUGGAUUCCAUGCAGCAGGAUCCGGAACCUGCCGGAUCUCCGGGGCCCCAGGAGGACCCCGCACUGCCCCACUCCCCCAGCAUGCCUCCCCCGGAGUCACUCUCCGAAGGCCACCAGUCCAGCCACAGCGACAGCCCCACAGAGCAAGCCACGGAGGAAGAGUUCCAGUUCUUGCGCUGCCAGGGCUGCCGGGCAGAAGCUAAGUGCCCCAAGCUGCUGCCUUGUCUGCACACGCUGUGCUCAGGAUGCCUGGAGGAGUCUGGCAUACAGUGCCCUGUCUGCCGGGCGCCCUGGCCCUCAGGUGCCGGCACGCAGGCCCUGGACAACGUCUUCUUCGAGAGCCUGCAGCGGCGGCUGUCGGUGUACCAGCAGAUCGCACGCGAGCAGGCGUUUUGCACCCGCUGCAAAGAGCUGGCCCACUACUGGUGCUUCGAGUGUGAGCAGCUCAUCUGCGCCAAGUGCUUCGAGGCGCACCAGUGGUUCCUCAAGCACGAGGCCCGGCCGCUGGCGGAGCUCCGCAGCCAGUCGGUGCGGGAGUUUCUGGACGGCACCCGCAAGUCCAACAACAUCUUCUGCUCCAACCCCAACCACCGCAGCCCUAUGCUGACCAGCAUCUACUGCCGAGGCUGCUCCAAGCCCUUGUGCUGCUCGUGCGCUCUCCUGGAUAGGGACCACGGCGAGCUCAAGUGCGACAUCAGCAUGGAGAUCCAGCAGCGGCAGGAUGAGCUGGACACCAUGACCCAGGACCUGCAGGAGCAGGACCGCAGCUUCGGGGCAGCGCAGGCGCAGAUGCGCUCUGCCAUCAGCCAGCUGGGCCGCGUACGCGCCGACACUGAGGAGUUCAUCCGUGAGCGCGUGCGCGAGGUGGUAGCGCACGUGCUAGAGCAGGAGCGUGAGCUGCUGGAAGGCGUGGGUGCGCGGUACCAGCGCGACUAUGAAGAGAUAGCGGGCCAGCUGGGCCGGCUGGAUGCUGUACUGCAGCGGAUCCGUAUGGGCAGCGUGCUGGUGCAGAGGAUGAAACUAUACGCCUCGGAUCAGGAGGUGCUGGACAUGCAUGACUUCCUGCGCAAGGCACUCCACCAGCUGCGCCAAGAGGAGCCCCAGAGUCUGCGAGCCACUGUGCACACAGACAGCUUCAACGAAUUCAGGGUGCGCCUGCAGGGGCUCGUCUCUUGCAUCACCCAGGGUAGAGAUGCAGCUCUAUCCAGGAGAGCCAGCCCAGAAGCUGCCAGCACUCCCAGAGACACUUGUGGCACUGACCCGCCAGAGGAGGUGCCGAGGGACCAGAUGCAAGCCGCGGGAUUGGCCGUGGUACAGCCGGUGCCAGGGGCACACCCUGUGCCAGUGUACGCCUUCUCCAUCCAAGACCCCUCCCGCAGAGAAGAGGGCACCCACACGGCCAUACCGCAGAAGAGGAAGGCCUGCCAGACCGAGUGCCCCCGGAAGGUCAUCAAGAUGGAGUCUGAGGAGGGGGAAGAGUCUAGGUUGGCUCAGAGCUCCCCUGAGCAGCCCAGGCCCAGCACCUCCAGGGCAGUCUCGCCACCCCACCUGGAUGGGCCCUCCAGCCCCAAGAGCCCCAUCAUAAGAGAUGAGCUUCCCUUGCCUGAGAGCAACCAUCAAACCGGCGACCCUGCAGAGACAGAGGAGCGCGUCGUGGUGAUCAGCAGCUCGGAAGACUCAGAUGCUGAAAACCCGGACUCCCGAGAGCUGGCCGACAACAGCAGCGAGUCCAGUGACCUCCAGCUGGAGGGCCCCAGCUCCCUCGGAGUCCUGGACGAUGGCCUCUCCAACUCCCUGGUGGAAGACAAGCCCCUGGUUUUCUUUGACCUCAAGAUUGACAAUGAAACCCAGAAGAUUAGCCAGCUGGCAGCCGUGAACCAGGAAAGCCAGUUCCGCGCGCUCAUCCAGCCCGAGGCGCUCAACGUGUACUCCAAGGCUGUCUCCCUAGAGGUGGGACUGCAGCACUUCCUGUAUUUCCUGGCAAGCAUGCACCAGCCCAUCCUGGCCUGCUAUAAGCUGUGGGGACCCAGUCUCCCCAGCUUCUUCCAGGCCCUGGAGGAGAUGAACAUGCUGGGGAAGUUCCAGAAGUCCAUCUCGGGCUUCCUGGCCACCCUGCCCCUCAUCCGGGAGUGCGUGCCGGGGGCCAGCAGCUUCAAACUCAAGAGCCUGGCCAAGACCUACCUGGCAAGAAACAUGAGCGAACGCAGCGCCCUCGCGGCCGUGCUGGCCAUGCGCGACCUGUGCCGACUCCUCGAGGUGUCCCCUGGCCCCCAGCUGGCCCCACACAUCCACCCCUUCAGCAGCCUGCAGUGCUUCUCAUCCCUGCAGCCCCUGGUGCGGGCGGCCAUCCUGCCCCGGGCCGAGGCCCGCUUGCUGGCCCUCCACAAGGUCACCUUCAUAGAGCUGCUGACCGCACACCACCAUGACCCCCAGGGCGGCCUGAAGAAGUAUAACCGCUUCCUGAGCCUCCAGACUCCCACGUCGUCCCAGCCUGCGCUCGACCUGCAGUCUCUGGGCACCUACUUCGAAGGCCUGCUGGGGGAGCCGGCCUCAGCAGGGGCAGGAGGCGUCGCUGCCCCUCCGGCUGGCAACAGCUUGGCAGAAAAGGCUACGCAGCAGACCUGAGGGGAGGGGCUGACUGGCUCAGACUCUCUGGGGACAGAGAGAGAUGGGGUCCCUGAGCCAGCCCCUGCCCACCACAGCAUCCCCAGGUCCAGUUAUCUCUCUUGUCAUUUGGUCCAGAAUCAGUUCUCCUUCUCCGGGACCAAAUUCCACCUCUCUAAAAAUUCCACAGAGAAGGUUCCAAGGCCAAGCAACCACCCGAUGGGGGCCACAAGAUCCCCGGGCGGCCUUGGGAGCACCAAGAGUUAGCUCGAAGAUCCCCUGGGCCUCCCACUCCGGGAGCCAGAAGCGAGGGCAGGGCAGGGUCCCUGAUGAAGAAGGGCUGGCCACUGGGCUCUCGAAGCAGCCCCCAUAUUGCCCCAGCCAACCGAGCCCAGCUUCCGGAGGGUCCCUUACUGCUCCUCCCUGAGCCCUGGCAUGGCCCCAGGGGCCCUGCUGACAGCACCCACAGACACUGCCUACACCACCAGGGGCCCCACGGGUGCCAAAGUGCCUUUCAAACCAAACCUUCCCUGGGGGUUUGGGUUCUUCCAGCCUUUGCCUGCCCUGAGGCCAGCCCAGUUCACGUCCGCUCUGGGGCACUUUCACCCCCCAAGGGCCUCCUCUCAGCGGAGACAGGGCCUGCCGCUCCCUGCCGCUCCCUGCUUCCAGACGUGACCUUCCAAGCCUGCUUCCCUCCUGCUGACCACACUGGGCCCUUCUGGCUCUCUGCAAUGCCACUACCUGCCCCAAGGCCUCCCAAGGUGUGACCUCCAACCCAGCACUGCUCUCAGUGGAGUCCAGGGACCUGCAGCAUGGGAAUCUCUAGGGUGGGGCCCAGCAGGGUGCUUUAGCAGGUUCUCCAGAUGAUUCUGAGGCCUACCAGGUUUCAGCACCAUUGCUCUGAUAGACUGUCCUCCCAGGAGAAGCAGUGUGGAGCAGCAGAGAAAGUCCUGGCCCUGACUGUGUGCUGAGUGGGACCCAGGAAAGGGCCCCUUCCUGAGCCCCCACGUCCCCACCUAUAAAAUGGGCUGGUUAGCCUGCAUGGUCCCAGAGCUCCCAUCUAGCCCCACCAUUCUGGGGUUUUAGGAAUGAGCAGCAGGCCUCUGGGGCAGUGGUGAAGGAGGUUUUCAUUCUUGAGCCCUUGGCCCCAACCCUAAGCUAACUAAGGCCCCCAGACUUGAGCAGAACACAGGCCGGUGGUCUCAUCUCAUAGUGGAACCACUGCCCCUUCCCCUCAGCCCCUCUGCCAUCCCUCUUCCUUGACGCCCUGAUCCUGGGGAUACCCCCAUGGCCUCAGCUUUCACACACGUGAAGGCUGUGUGCCCACACCCCUGCCCCCAUCCACUGGGGACCCUGAAGACCCACAGAGGGAUCACACAGGAACUGGUUGCCCUGUGAGAGUGCUGGCUCUGAAGCUCAGUAAAACUGGCGGCUGGGUGAGGGGAGGAGGGGGCUGGAGCCUCAGUCUGCCUGUGAUGACCAUCUUGGUGGCAGCAGGGCAGGACUUGGGCCCCUCCUCACCAUAUCUUCCCCCCAGCCCCACCCCAAGACUGAACCUGCUGAUUUCCAGCUCCAAGCCCAGCCCCACAAGGCUUUCUUCCUUCAGAUGGAGUUGAUCACAUUUGUUAUAGCAAAGGACUGUUCAGCCCU
Budorcas taxicolor (takin) is the source of this 4334-nucleotide messenger RNA. It is a transcript of the gene PML, whose product is annotated as PML nuclear body scaffold. Lineage: Eukaryota; Metazoa; Chordata; Mammalia; Artiodactyla; Bovidae. The transcript has 9 exons. Gene Ontology annotation, cellular component: nucleoplasm; PML body; chromatin. Gene Ontology annotation, biological process: positive regulation of DNA-templated transcription; PML body organization; intrinsic apoptotic signaling pathway in response to DNA damage. The record is from RefSeq and is a predicted model, not a curated record. Bases 90 to 2705 code for a protein of 871 amino acids. Gene Ontology annotation, molecular function: zinc ion binding; ubiquitin-protein transferase activity.